AUGUCCGUCGAGUCUCCUAAAGUGAAGCCAACAGCUUGCGAUCCUUGUCGAAAAUUAAACAUUCAGUGUAAUCUAGACAAUUACAUCGAUGACUGCGAGAGAUGCACCAGUCUAGGAGAAAAAUGUUUCGUCACAGAUGAUUACAACAUUACUAUCCAUAAGGUUCCCCAGAGAACGCUUCACAAUUUCAACAGUGGGGGGUUUGUAAGCGCACUUAUCGCUCUUCAUAUUGGCUUACGCGAUAAUCAAUCAAACGGGGAAAAUACAUACGCGAUUAUCGAUAGAUUAGUGUCCAAAUUCGAGGGGAUACCUAAGGAAGCUACCAAAUAUCAGGAGAUCAACGGGUUCUUGAAUUACCACUUCAUGUAUCUCUUCAGUUGGUUCCAGGAAAACCGCGAACAUCAAGUAUGGACUGUUGCUAGAUAUGAUGAGAAGACUAGACAAUCACUUAAAAAACUGGGCGCUAUCUUGAAAUCUAUCGAGCUCCGACAUUAUAGGCACAGCGUGGCUUUGUUUGCAUGGCAAAUUGAUACUAUUGAAGCUGAAGAGCCAAGUCCUGGUGAAGCUCUUUCAAACGAUCACAAUCAAACACACGCAGCCUCCUCUGAUCCCACGAAUGAGCCCGAACGCAUGUUAUCUGGAGAAACACAGGCUGGAGAGUCACGGGUUGAAGAGUCGCAACAUGGAGAGUUACAAGAUGGCAAAGCACCUAAAGACCAUAGUAUCUAG
Messenger RNA from Botrytis byssoidea, 729 nucleotides. RefSeq lists its product as uncharacterized. Gene Ontology annotation, biological process: regulation of DNA-templated transcription. The transcript is spliced from 2 exons. The record is from RefSeq and is a predicted model, not a curated record. Gene Ontology annotation, molecular function: zinc ion binding; DNA-binding transcription factor activity, RNA polymerase II-specific. The coding region runs from base 1 to 729 and encodes 242 amino acids. NCBI's taxonomy places the organism in Eukaryota, Fungi, Ascomycota, Leotiomycetes, Helotiales, Sclerotiniaceae.